GGCUUAAGCCAAAGAGUAUAAAAGGUAAGCGAGAGCGACUUGAAUUCUGUCGUCUUGUAAUCAUUUCGGAUUUGUCGCUACUCACUAAUUCUCUAAUUCUCUAUCGAAAUUCGGUACCGGUCGGUCGUAGUUAUAUAUCUCUGGACGCUCUAGAAAAGGGCGUAGCACUAUUUAUUUAAAAGCAAUAUUUUCCCUUAUUGCGAUUCGCCGCGUUGUGGGCUAUUUUGAAGUAGUGAAUAAAGUUUUCUGUUAAAUAUGGGUGCAAAAGUAUCUAGAGACGAUUUUGAGUGGGUACAUACAGAGGAACCACAUGCCACUCGCCGGAAGAUCAUCCUUGAAAAAUAUCCAGAAAUAAAGAAGCUCUACGGUUUCGACCCCAUGUUCAAGUGGGUGGUGACAGGAAUGGUGUUGAUCCAGUUCGCGACGAUGCCCAUAGUGCAGCAUAUGAGUUGGCCGUUCGUUAUACUCCUGGCAUACUGCUUUGGAGGUGUUAUCAACCAUUCUCUUAUGUUAGCAAUUCACGAAAUAGCCCACAAUCUAGCAUUCGGCCACAACCGACCGCUCCACAACCGCCUCUUCGGCUUCUUCGCGAAUCUCCCAAUUGGCAUCCCCAUCUCGAUUAGCUUUAGGAAGUACCACUUGGAACAUCAUAGGUACCAAGGCGACGAAGUUAUCGACGUCGAUCUACCAACGCUUGUCGAAGCGAAGUUAUUCUGUACGACAGGGGGGAAGCUAGUGUGGAUUCUGUUACAGCCAUUUUUCUAUUCACUCCGACCUUUGGUCGUUAGGCCUAAACCGCCACAGCCCUUGGAACUGGUCAAUCUGAUCAUUCAGCUGUUCUUCGAUGCGAUAGUUAUCAAAGUUUUCGGGUGGAAAGUGAUGGGUUACUUAUUGAUUGGGUCAUUACUGUCAAUGGGGAUGCAUCCAGUGGCAGGUCACUUUAUAUCAGAACACUACAUGUUCCGUAAGGGUUUCGAAACGUACUCCUACUACGGACCCCUAAACUGGAUCACAUUCAACGUGGGCUACCACAAUGAACAUCACGACUUUCCCGCCGUCCCCGGUAGCAGGUUACCUGAGGUGAAACGAAUCGCACCAGAGUUUUAUGACGACCUGCCGCAGCACACCAGCUGGUCAUCAGUCAUUUACGAUUUCAUCAUGGACCCCGAGAUCGGUCCCUACGCGAGGAUAAAACGUAAACACCAAGGUCUAGAGAGUUAGGUUUUUAAUGUAAAUACUAUUUCAAUAUUAUA
Molecule: messenger RNA, 1253 nt
Organism: Melitaea cinxia (Glanville fritillary)
Lineage: Eukaryota; Metazoa; Arthropoda; Insecta; Lepidoptera; Nymphalidae
Gene: ifc
Product: sphingolipid delta(4)-desaturase DES1
Exons: 7
Coding region: 256-1221 (321 amino acids)
Biological process (GO): ceramide biosynthetic process
Cellular component (GO): membrane
Molecular function (GO): sphingolipid delta-4 desaturase activity
Source: RefSeq, a predicted model, not a curated record